CAAAAUAGCUAAAUCCAUUUUGCAAUUUCUUAAAAAGAAAAAAUCCCAUCAUAGUUCAGGGACGGGCAGCGGCAGCGGCAGCGGUACUGAGGGCAAGUUACAGCAGCAGCACAGCAGCGAGGAGGAAGGCGGUGGUGCGUGUGGAGGACAGCAGCAAGCAGCCGCCGCUAGCCACAAAAUAACGCCGCCUAACACAGCAAGCACCAGCAGCACAACAACAACAGCAGCAGCAGCAACACUCGAGACAACAACAACAGACGCGAAAGGCAGAAAGAGCAGCGAAGUUGCCGCCGCAGAGGAGCCACAAGCUCAAGUCUCCACCAGCGCCACGUUCCGUUUGUCAUCGCUAACCGGCACUAUAUCCAAGAUGGGUAACAACGCCACCACAUCCAACAAGAAGGUGGAUGCCGCCGAGACGGUCAAAGAGUUUCUGGAGCAGGCCAAGGAGGAGUUCGAGGACAAGUGGCGUCGCAAUCCAACCAAUACGGCGGCGCUCGAGGAUUUCGAGCGCAUCAAGACGCUGGGCACGGGCUCCUUUGGCCGGGUGAUGAUUGUGCAGCACAAGCCGACAAAAGACUACUACGCCAUGAAGAUCUUGGAUAAGCAGAAGGUGGUCAAGCUGAAGCAGGUGGAGCAUACGCUAAACGAGAAACGCAUCCUGCAGGCCAUACAGUUCCCAUUUCUAGUCUCGUUGCGCUAUCACUUCAAGGACAACUCCAAUCUCUAUAUGGUGCUGGAGUAUGUGCCCGGCGGAGAGAUGUUCUCGCAUCUGCGCAAGGUCGGACGCUUCUCGGAGCCCCAUUCGCGUUUCUAUGCGGCGCAGAUUGUGCUCGCCUUUGAGUAUCUGCAUUAUCUCGAUUUGAUCUAUCGCGAUCUGAAGCCAGAGAAUCUACUGAUUGACUCGCAAGGUUAUUUGAAGGUCACCGAUUUUGGCUUUGCCAAGCGCGUCAAGGGACGCACCUGGACGCUAUGCGGCACACCCGAAUAUCUGGCGCCCGAGAUUAUCUUGUCCAAGGGCUACAACAAGGCCGUGGACUGGUGGGCGCUGGGCGUGCUCGUCUAUGAAAUGGCCGCCGGCUAUCCACCGUUCUUUGCAGACCAGCCCAUACAGAUCUAUGAGAAAAUCGUGUCCGGCAAGGUGCGUUUCCCCUCGCACUUUGGCUCCGAUCUGAAGGAUCUGCUGCGCAACUUGCUGCAAGUGGAUCUGACCAAGCGCUAUGGCAAUCUGAAAGCGGGCGUCAAUGAUAUUAAGAAUCAAAAAUGGUUUGCCUCCACAGACUGGAUUGCGAUCUUCCAAAAGAAAAUUGAGGCACCGUUCAUUCCGCGGUGUAAAGGGCCCGGCGACACAAGCAAUUUCGACGAUUACGAGGAGGAGGCGUUGCGAAUUUCUAGCACCGAAAAAUGCGCCAAGGAGUUUGCUGAAUUCUAGAAACAAAAAAGCACAAUAUACAUCACAUUAUCACAUUUAUUAUUGUGGUUGUUGUUGUUGUUAUUGUUGUUGCUGCUGUUGUUGUUGCCAACACAAUUCAUCUUCGUUACCAUCAAUCGUCGUUGUUGUUGAUGUUGUUGCUAUUGUCGUCGUCGUCUCGUCUAUAUGUCUACUACUUACCAACUAUACAGCUACAGCUAUAACUACAACUACAACUACUACUAUAGCCUAUAACUACUACAACUACAACAAAUAAUUCAAAUGGAAACUAAGCUACAACAACUACUCAUCGUGUCUAAUUUGGAACAUCAAUCAUCAAUACAUCAAUACGAACAACAUCAAUACGUCAGUACAGCAGCAACUACAACUGCAUUUUUCAAUUUUUGGAUUUUAUUUAUCCAACAAAACGGCCGCUAUAAUUAACAACAAACUUGCGUACACGCUAGCGGCGACUUUCUAUGAAUGCGAACUGUUACUUCAAACUGAUGAUGAACCAAAACUGAUGAG
Molecule: messenger RNA, 1936 nt
Organism: Drosophila busckii
Lineage: Eukaryota; Metazoa; Arthropoda; Insecta; Diptera; Drosophilidae
Gene: Pka-C1
Product: cAMP-dependent protein kinase catalytic subunit 1
Exons: 2
Coding region: 368-1429 (353 amino acids)
Biological process (GO): peptidyl-serine phosphorylation
Cellular component (GO): cAMP-dependent protein kinase complex; nucleus
Molecular function (GO): cAMP-dependent protein kinase activity; ATP binding
Source: RefSeq, a predicted model, not a curated record